Molecule: messenger RNA, 884 nt
Organism: Lethenteron reissneri (Far Eastern brook lamprey)
Lineage: Eukaryota; Metazoa; Chordata; Hyperoartia; Petromyzontiformes; Petromyzontidae
Gene: SDHC
Product: succinate dehydrogenase complex subunit C
Biological process (GO): tricarboxylic acid cycle; mitochondrial electron transport, succinate to ubiquinone
Cellular component (GO): respiratory chain complex II (succinate dehydrogenase); membrane
Molecular function (GO): electron transfer activity
Source: RefSeq, a predicted model, not a curated record
UUCCCGCACGGGAUCGCGUUGACUUCUCGCGCUGACUUCUCGCGCUGACUUCUCGCGAUACUUGGAGGGGUCAGAGAGAAGAAGAUGGCGCUGCUGUUAAGACUUGCAGGGCGCCAUUGCGCGCGCAAACAGCUGUCGGCGUUUCCUCUACAACCAUGUUCUGUAGGCAUGGCAACCUCAGCCAAGAAAGAAAUGGAUAAAUUUUGGGAUAAGAACACACAGCUUCAACGGCCGCUGUCUCCACACAUCUCCAUUUACAGAUGGUCUGUACCAAUGUUGAUGUCCAUCACACACCGUGGAACAGGAGUUGCUUUAAGUGCAGGUGUGUCAGCAUUUGCCUUGGCUGCAUUGCUUUUUCCAGGAGACUUUGCCACGAAACUAGAAUUUGUGAAAAACCUGGAGGUUAAUAGCACGUUGAUCUACAUGGGAAAAUUUGUCAUUGCCUGGCCUUUUAUGUACCACAGCUGGAAUGGAAUCAGACAUCUGGCCUGGGAUGCUGGAAAAGGAUUUAAGAUACCACAAGUCUCGCAGAGUGGAUACUUCGUGCUGGCACUGACGUUCAUCACAGCAGGAAUUGUGGCUGCCUUAUAAACCAUUAUUCACCCAAACAUUAACUAAAACAUGUAUCUGCAGCAUGUUAUUACAUUGGUCAUAAUUUGCUAAUUCACACAAGGACAGUGGGAUACUUUUGGACACAGCACUGUAAUUGCAUAUAACGACUUGGUGAUAUGAAGAUAAGACUGAAAGAGGUUUUAUCUCAAUUUACUUUUCUGGACUUUUUCAGGACAUCUAAAAUUCUCUCCAAUACCUAAUGUUGCCACACUUUCUGUUUAAAACUAUGAUAGAAUGGUUAUUAAACAAAGUUAUAAACUUAAAUUAAUGUA